Messenger RNA from Leguminivora glycinivorella, 1334 nucleotides. RefSeq lists its product as uncharacterized. The transcript is spliced from 7 exons. NCBI's taxonomy places the organism in Eukaryota, Metazoa, Arthropoda, Insecta, Lepidoptera, Tortricidae. Bases 263 to 919 code for a protein of 218 amino acids. The record is from RefSeq and is a predicted model, not a curated record.
AGGAAACUAAGGAACAGAUAGAAGGACUGGAACAGAAACUGAAACAGUUAGAGAAGGAAAAGCAACAGCUGUUCAUGCAGUUAAAGAAGGUGCUUAACGAAGAUGAAAUCAGAAAGAGACAGCAACAGAAGGAGUCCAAUGAAAACCAACCGAUGAAAAUGCCAAUGGGCAACAUACAGAUUCCGAUGUUCCCGAUGUCAACAUCUACAGGGCAAGGUGAACAAAUACAAUCCAGGGCAGGCCACCACCUCUCAGUUCCCACAUGCUGAACAAGCAGACCAUAGUCCGCGGGCCCAUCCAAGCCGGGGCGAAGCGAGCUCGCAGCCCCUCCCCCACAUACGCGCUGUAUUCCCAGCGCCUCCACCAACCGCCCAUGAAACAUCAGCCGGUUUACUCCGACCACAAAGUAGAAGACGGCCGCAUGGGCCGGCAAAUGCGGGCCGUACUUUGGAACAAGCCGUCCCAGUACGGGGGCAAUUCCGGGUCCGUGACAUCAGGGGCGUAUUACGCCAUGCCGACAUCCGGGGUGGUAGUGGGCGAGCGGCCGCCACCGCUGUUGUACGCGCACCACGCGCACACGCCACACACGCCGCACACGCCACACACACAUCAUGCGGGGCUAAUGUACGCCGCGCCGCAACCGCAGCUGUACCUGGACAUGCUCAACAAUAGAGAGCAGCAUGCCGAGCCCAAGAAGGACAAGCAGGGCCAGCAAGUGGUGAUCGGGCUGAGCGAGGCAGUGCACCCGUCAGUGAGCACCGCCGUGGUGUACGCGCCCGCCGGCCGGCAUCUAGUGCACCAGCCCAGCCACAUGCAGGUGCAGACAUCGAAACCCGGCAGCAUAACGCAAGGCUACCCCGUGCAGUCGAGCGCCAGCGUGCAGAACGCCACCAUGUACCCGAGCCGCCACCGCUACUAGCUAGUGCUGUACCGGCCUGCCCCGCAGUGUGGGGCUGCCGGGAAGUGAGCUACUGACUCAGCCCGAUACUCCACUAUCAUAUGUUUAUCAUAGAAAUAUGCGCAUAGGCAACAUGCCGUCCUUUUUCUUCACGCUGUAGAAAAAAAGAGGCAUACAGACCUAUGAUCAUAUUUCUAUGAUAAACAUAUGAUAGUGGACUAUCGGCCUCAGUGGUGGGCAAGGCCCGCGGAAGGAUUUUAUCAGGCCGCGAAAGGAUUUUUAAAUAGGGUAUGAUAUAUCCAGCACUGCACUAAAAUAGUACAUUACGAUACAAGUGCGAAAAACAGGAGCUUCGAAACGAGUGGCGAUAAAUUAAAACACGUCCGAAGGGAGGAAUGGUACAUUACGAUACAAGUGCGAAAAAAAGGAAGUUCGC